AUGGAUGCACUCAAGAGUAUGCUAUCCCCACUGGGGGUCGGCAGUGCUAACGCAAUACAAGACACCCUUAAACUUGUUGUCAUCGGUGGGACUGUCGAAACGGCCAGAAGAGCCUCAGCAGGAGCAUGGCAUACUUUCCUUGACUCCUUCUUCUUGACGGCACACUUCAGCCAGGAAGACUAUCCGUACGACUGGCUCAUGCACUGGCUUUCGAAGCAACCCGCGUGGGGACGCAGCCGCGAAUUUGAAAUUACCACCAGGACCGUUGGCCGUAAUGGUCUUACGCAGUCAACGACGGGCGACUUAGAGGAGGAAGAUGAAGAUGAAGACGAGGAUGCUCUCGUACACGGACGUCGCAAACGCAAGGUCGCGUUCAUGCCCAGUAUAGAUACAACUCACACCAUUUAUUACCGUGGCCAUUGGCUUCGGAUAACCAGGACCAAGCGCUAUCCGGACUACGGUCAUGGUUCGGCUCUGAAAAUUAGGACUUAUGGCUGUUGGCGUUGGAAUGGAGCUCGUCAGAAGCGCCCUAUGAGUUCUAUCGUGUUGCAACCAGGCGUCAAAGAUAUGCUCUUGGCUGAUUGCAAAGAUUUCCUGUGUUCUGAAGAUUGGUAUGCUGAGAGAGGUAUACCGUUCCGCCGUGGAUAUCUGUUACACGGUGUUCCUGGAAGUGGCAAGACUUCAUUGAUACAUUCGUUGGCGGGUGAAUUAGGUCUGGAUAUCUACGUUGUCAGCUUGUCGUCAAAGGGGAUGAGUGAUAAUACACUGACAACAUUGAUGGGUCAUGUACCAUCCAGAUGUAUUUUGCUUCUUGAAGAUCUGGAUGCCGCGUUCACGCGCUCCGUCAGUCGUGAUGCAUCGUCAACUGGUGCUCCCACAACAUCUAACACCAAUAGCACUACCACUGAGACUAACGAUGGAUCAACAUUAAGCUUGAGUGGACUUUUGAACAGCCUCGAUGGGGUCGCCGCUGCGGAAGGCCGACUCCUUUUUGCCACGACUAACCAUAUUGAGCGCCUUGAUCCAGCUCUUAGUCGCCCAGGCCGCAUGGAUGUCUGGGUGAAUUUCACACAUGCGACAAAAUGGCAAGCCGAGGGCAUUUUCAAGUGUUUCUUCCCCUCCAAGCCCGCUGGUGCUUCAGCCGCAUCUCCAUCUGAAGAGUUGUCCAAGGACGUUGACACUUCGCAGAAAAAUCUCCCCUUGCCAAAGCGCAAGGCGCCCAGUCACACUAUUCCUGUGCUUGAUGAGACUGAAAUUUCUGAGCUUGCUAAGCGUUUCGCAGAUAGUAUCCCCGAGAAUGAGCUAAGCGUUGCCGCACUUCAAGGUUACUUGUUAAAGAAUAAGGUUCGCCCACGCGAAUGCGUCGAUGAAGUUGCGCAGGUCAUUGAGGAGCGGGAGACCCGGGAGAAGCUCAAGAAGGAGAAGGCGGAACGCGAGGCGAAGGAGAAGAAAGAGACCGAGGAGAAGGAACGCAAGGAGAAGGAAGAGAAGGUUGCCAAAGAGCAAGAAGAAAAGGAUGUCAAAGAGAAGACCGAAAGGAAAGAGCGUGCGAAAACCAAAAAGGCUCACCGCGCCGAGGCCGCCUUGAAGUUGGAAGGUGCUUCCAGCAGCACCACAUCUCUGACUACGACCGAACCAGUCGUUGUCCUGAGCACCAGUGAAUCGUCAAGCUCUGAAUCGGACAGCAGUAACGGCGGUAUUGAGGCAGACACUGAGGAAAGCAUUACCUCAGAGGAGGAGCCUGACAAGGCCGCCGAUAGUACGGGGUCUGGUGAUUCCGGUGUCAAAGAUAGCAACCACUCUAAGGAGAAAUGGGUCGCUGUGAAGGCUGACUCAUGA
Suillus subalutaceus is the source of this 1839-nucleotide messenger RNA. RefSeq names its product P-loop containing nucleoside triphosphate hydrolase protein. Gene Ontology annotation, cellular component: mitochondrial inner membrane. The coding region runs from base 1 to 1839 and encodes 612 amino acids. Gene Ontology annotation, biological process: protein insertion into mitochondrial inner membrane from matrix; mitochondrial respiratory chain complex III assembly. Gene Ontology annotation, molecular function: ATP hydrolysis activity; ATP binding. The record is from RefSeq and is a predicted model, not a curated record. The transcript has 20 exons. Lineage: Eukaryota; Fungi; Basidiomycota; Agaricomycetes; Boletales; Suillaceae.